This is a messenger RNA of Molossus molossus (Pallas's mastiff bat), 705 nucleotides long. RefSeq names its product protein FAM246A-like. The coding region runs from base 1 to 705 and encodes 234 amino acids. The transcript has a single exon. Lineage: Eukaryota; Metazoa; Chordata; Mammalia; Chiroptera; Molossidae. The record is from RefSeq and is a predicted model, not a curated record.
AUGGCGGCGGAGUCCGGACGCUCGUGGGCCCAGGCGCGCAGCGCGUACGGCGCCAGCGAGGCGCUGCGGCGCGGCGUGGGCCGCCGGCGGGACCCUGGGCUCCAGCCCAAUGGGCCAGGCCCUGAAGAAGCCCGCGCUCCGGGGCGCUUGGCUCGCCUGCGGGGCCAGCUCCGGGCUGAGGCGGAGGCGCGGGCCGACGCUCCCCAGCUGCGGCGGCUGGUGGAGCGUGUGGGGGCAGCGGCGGGGGCAGGGGCCAGAGCGGAGGGGUCCGAGGCGCAGGCGGACUCGCACAGCCGAGGCUCUGUGUGCUCGGUGUGCGGGGAGCCGCGCGUCGGGGCCACCUACCCAGCGGGCGUCCUUGAGGUGAGCGAGCGGCGGCUGCAGGAGGGCCUGGCGGCGGUGCGUGCGGAGCUGGGAGCAGGGCUCGAGGCGCUGCGUACAGAGCUGCGGGCCGAACUGGACGCCCUGCGCGCGCUGCUACCGGCCCCGCCGCCGCCCCCAAUCCGCCGGGAGCCCCGCGUCGCUCCCCGCGGCCCCGCCCUGCUGCGGGCACUCGGCACCGUGAACGCCCUGGCCGCGGUCACCAGGCCCACCGACGACGCCCCGGUCGGCCCCGCGAACGUCGGCGCGAACCGGGCCCCUGCCCGAAAGAACCCCAAGAAGACGCCGGUACCCCCUGGGGCCCCGCCGGGCGGUGGGGAUUGA